GCAUUAUAUCAUGUUGUUGUACAUAAUUGUGUAUGUUUGAACAAUAUGAAAUAAAUACUGUAUAAACCAACACAUAAAUGUAUUGAUCUAUCUUUUUACAGAAUAAUUGUGCGUCUUUCAUAUUUCAAGCCUCUGACAGAAACUGCACAUUGUUUAGCGUCUUCAUGACGUCACCAUAUGACGUAACUUACGGAAGAUAUUACGUCAGAUCUACUGCCGAGGAAUAUAUUGAAGUGUUAGAGACAUGCAGCAGUGGAAGUUUGCCAAGUUCAAGUACAAAUGUUGCUCUGCAUAAACCGGUGUCUAUGAGCUCCUCUAUAUCAGGCGUUCCAUCUGCUUUAAUGACGGAUGGAAAUCGUGACGAUACACACCCAUGUGCUCACACAAAUUUAGAUACCUAUCCUGAAGCGAUUGUUGACCUCGGAAAAACCAACAAUAUCACAGCAAUUUACAUUAUUAAUCGGGGGGACUGUUGUUGUGAGUAUUUUUGCUUAAAUGCACAUUUAGCCCCAACUAUAAAUUUUGUUUUGUUCUUUAUUUUUGUUUUUGUUGUUUUCUUUUGUUGUCGUUGUUUGUUUGUUUUUGUAUUUUUUUCAUACUUUAUUAAAGAGACUGCUAUA
This is a messenger RNA of Ruditapes philippinarum (Manila clam), 620 nucleotides long. RefSeq names its product fucolectin-1-like. The record is from RefSeq and is a predicted model, not a curated record. NCBI's taxonomy places the organism in Eukaryota, Metazoa, Mollusca, Bivalvia, Venerida, Veneridae. The annotation marks the transcript as partial. The transcript has 3 exons.